AUGGGUGAGUUCACCCGCUUCUUCCGCGUAUCAGGAAUAAAUCACUGCAUGACGGGGCCCAGCGCGUGGUUCAUCGGCCAGGGUGGCGGCAUUGACGUCGCCAUCGCCAAAACCCUGCCCUUUGACGGGGAGCACAAUGUUUUUGCCGCCAUCGUGGACUGGGUCGAAGACGGGGUUCCUCCUGAGACCACCACAAGAACCAAGUUGGUCAACGAUACGAUGGCCUUGAGUAUCAUUUUCAGCGGCGGCAUUGCAGGCACCCACUGCAGAACAUGUACAAGGAAGACUGAGUCCCAAUCACCCGGAUAA
Colletotrichum graminicola M1.001 is the source of this 309-nucleotide messenger RNA. RefSeq lists its product as uncharacterized. NCBI's taxonomy places the organism in Eukaryota, Fungi, Ascomycota, Sordariomycetes, Glomerellales, Glomerellaceae. The coding region runs from base 1 to 309 and encodes 102 amino acids. The transcript has a single exon. The record is from RefSeq and is a predicted model, not a curated record.